GUUUGAGGUGAGUGAACCGAAAGUCUCCCCCCAAGCCUGUUCCCUACUCUUCCCAGGGUACACCUGUCUACCUACCUUACCUGCCUGCCAUCCACCUCAGCUUCGCCUCAAAAUCGGCUUGCCUCUCUCUCCUUGCAUUCCAAAGCGCCGGCCUUUUCACGAUUCCUGUCCCCAUUUCUGCCUAUUCCGUACUCCAUCGCCAGACGACGCUGAACCACCCUGCGUUGAAAUCCUGCUUCUUGUUCCUGACUCCAUCUCAGUUCCACAGAAGCCGUCGCACUCUUUCUUCAGCCUGCAGCUGCGUCACGUCACCGAGGCUCUCGGAGCUGUGCUGUGCCGCCCAAACAAGCUCCCUUCUUGUUGAGCACACAAACACCAACCUCGUAGUAACCUAAUAACCCGCCAGCACCGUUCACGAUGGGUGCUCAGUCUACCACGCUGCAGCCCCGCCUCUCGGCCAAGGCCCCCUACACUCUCGAGGUGCCGGGCCAAACCCCCGUCGAGGGCGAGACACCGGUCCGCCGCAUCCCGACCUCGAUUCCCGAGCUCGUCUCCAAGCCUGCCGACAACAUCUCGACUGUCUACGAGCUUGUCCGCGUGAGUGCUGCCAAGUAUGGCAACGCCAAGUGCAUUGGCUCGCGCAAGCUCGUCCGCACCCAUCAGGAGACCAAGAAGGUCAAGAAGAUCGUCGACGGCGAGGAGCGCGAGAUAGACAAGAACUGGACCUUCUUUGAGCUGAGUGGUUACGAGUACAUCACCUUCACCGAGUACGAGCGCCUCGUGCUAAACGUCGGCGCCGGUUUCCGCAAGCUCGGCUUCGAGAAGGACGAUCGCGUUCACAUUUUCGCCGCCACGAGCCAGAACUGGCUUUCCGUCUCCCACGGCGCCGCUACUCAGAGCAUGCCCAUCGUCACGGCAUAUGACACGCUGGGCGAAGAGGGCUUGAGGCACUCGAUGGUUGCCACCAAGGCCAAGGCCAUCUUCUUGGAUCCCCACUUGCUGCCUACCUUGGGCAACGUCUUGAAGGAUGCCACCUCCAUCAAGGCUGUCAUUUGGAAUAACCAGAACCAGGUUAAGCAGGAGCACGUCGACAAGCUGAACUCUGAAUUCCCUCACAUCACCAUUCUCAACUUCGACGACCUCCGCAAGCUCGGCGAGGAAAACCCAGUUGACCCCGUCCCUCCAUCCCCCGAAGAUCUUUGCUGCAUCAUGUACACGUCUGGCUCGACCGGAACGCCCAAAGGUGUUCCAUUGACGCACGCGAAUGUUGUUGCAUCGGUUGCUAGUGUCAGCGUGGUAGUCCAGCCCUUUAUUGGUCCUGGCGAUGGUCUUUUGACCUACCUGCCCCUGGCUCACAUUCUGGAGUAUGUGUUUGAGAACUCUUCUCUUGUGUGGGGCUCGUGUAUGGGCUACGGGAACCCGAAGACACUCUCGGACAACUCUGUGCGUAACUGCAAGGGAGACAUUAGGGAGUUCAAGCCCAGCGUCCUUGUUGGUGUCCCUGCUGUCUGGGAAACCGUCAAGAAGGGCAUCGUCGCCAAGGUGAACGCCGGUAGCCCGAUAGUACGCGGCCUGUUCUGGGGCGCCUUGGCGCUCAAGGAGCGUUUGAUGGCGGCGGGCCUUCCCGGCUCGGGACUCUUGGAUGCAGUGGUGUUCAAGAAAAUCAAGGAAGCUACCGGCGGCCGCAUGAAGCUUUGCAUGAACGGUGGCGGUCCGGUCUCCAAGGACACCCAAAAGUUCAUCAGCAUGGCCAUCUGCCCCAUGAUCAUCGGCUACGGCCUCACCGAGACCGCGGCCAACGGGACCUUGCAAAACCCCCUGGAGUGGACUUCGGAGUCUAUCGGAGCCAUGCCGGCAGCAGUCGAGGCCAAGCUCGUUGAUUUCCCAGAUGCCGGAUAUUUUGCAACCAACAAGCCGAACCCGCAGGGCGAGAUUUGGCUGCGAGGCCCCGCUGUCAUGUCGGGUUACUACGAAAACCCCAAGGAGACAGCCGAGGCCAUGCAGGACGGCUGGUUCAAGACGGGUGACAUUGGCGAAUGGGACAAGAACGGCCAUCUCAAUAUCAUCGACCGCAAGAAGAAUCUGGUCAAGACUCAGAAUGGCGAGUACAUUGCCCUUGAGAAGCUCGAGUCCAUUUACCGCUCCGCGGCCGUUGUGGCCAAUAUUUGCGUGUACGCCGACAGCACCAAGACCAAGCCUAUUGCCAUCAUUGUUCCGGCGGAACCCGCCCUAAAGAAGCUGGCCAACUCGAUCGGCAUCAAGGGUGAGAGUCUGGAGGAGCUGGUCCAUGAGAAGAAGCUUCAGCAAUCUGUCCUGAAGGAGCUCCAGGCGGCUGGUCGUGCGGGUGGUCUUUCGGGUAUUGAGAUUAUCGAGGGUGUAGUUGUCUCGGACGAGGAGUGGACUCCCCAGAACACCUUGGUGACGGCUGCGCAAAAACUGAACCGCAAGGGCAUUCUUGCAAAGUAUAAGAAGGAGGUGGACGAGGCGUAUGCGACUUCUAGUUAAGGUUCGGACUUUGAGAAUGCGAGUGCAGUGUCCCUUGUCAGAGUUCCAUCCGUCAUCUUUUCUGGUGUUUUUUUCUGGCUUCCUAAUCCGCUUAACGCGGCGUGCAGCUAGCAAAUUGAGAAUGAUGCUCAGAUAAGGCGAUUGACUAGGUUUGGAAAAUAUCCUCGGCCUGGUAUUUUUGUCUAGGAGGAUCUCUUUGGUUUAAUAUUCCACCACUUCGUGCGAUUGCACUUAUUGGUGGGAGAGGGGGGAUGGAUGUGUUUGUGUUGUUGACCUACUGAUGGACGUUCUUCAGCCGGUUGUUUUCCCUUUUUUUUCUUCCUUGUUCGUUUCUAUCUCGGUCCUCGUGGUCUGUCUGGAUCUGUGUAUUAAAAUCCCAUGUAGCAGAUGCUUUCAACUAGUACCCAUCUUCCUACUCUUUUAAUGUCAAGUCAUGGUGGGUUGCUUGAGC
Molecule: messenger RNA, 2956 nt
Organism: Lasiosphaeria miniovina
Lineage: Eukaryota; Fungi; Ascomycota; Sordariomycetes; Sordariales; Lasiosphaeriaceae
Exons: 2
Coding region: 418-2505 (695 amino acids)
Biological process (GO): long-chain fatty acid metabolic process; long-chain fatty-acyl-CoA metabolic process
Cellular component (GO): plasma membrane; endoplasmic reticulum; lipid droplet
Molecular function (GO): long-chain fatty acid-CoA ligase activity
Source: RefSeq, a predicted model, not a curated record